AUGUCUCCCGACGCUAUCCAGACUACUCUUCCGAUCUCAGGCUCAGCCAACGACCCCUCAGAUCUUCUUUCGUCGAGCGCCCCUUCCGAAACCCCAGACAAGAAGGCAGAUAACCAGGCCAUGCCUUCCCAAACCAAGCCUCGCAGAUUCCUUCCCCAGCCUAUUGAGGAGACCACUCGCUCCUCUCACAAAAAGAAGGUGGAGCCCCAAGAACUGAUCUCGGUUUCAGAAUCUUCCAAUCAAGACCGACAGCGUACGUCGCCUUUAUCAACCACGCCAGCGUCGGAAUCUUCCCAAAAUCAAGACUCGACUAAACCAAGACGCUUCAAGCCUGAACCUGUUGAGACAUCUACUCGCACCUCACGGAGGAAAUUUGCCCCUGAGCCCAUCGAGACAAGCACAAGGAAGAGUAAAGAUAAACCCAAGCCACAGGUGGAAGGCAGCUCAGCCAAACCCCGUCCUAGAUUCACACCUGAACCGAUUGAGACCACCACAAGGAGCAGUAAGGAGAAGAAGUCUUCCGCACCUGAAGACGAUCCUGAGACAACUCCUCGUCCCAGACGGAGAUUUGCUCCCGAGCCGAUAGAAACCACCUCUACAUCACGGCGGCGUCGACGGAAGACUGACACCCAAGACUCGGAUGAAGAAGUCGGCGGUCCAGCUUCGGAACUCUCGACAACUUCUAGUAGAGCAUCUUCGGGACCCCGCAAGUUCUCUCCAGAGUUGCUAGAGACAGCCAAGGGUUCUUAUCGGCGUGUCCACAAUCCGUCCCCGACUUCACAGAGCCCCCCAUCUCCUCAGGACGAUUCCUCCUCUGGAGAGGAAGAGGUAGAUGAAGUGGCUGACUUGGAGCAAUCUAAAUUCUCAGCAGCUGCCUUGGCUCGGAAACACCCCGAGAUCACUCGUCAACAUUCAUUCGUUGUCCCUGAUUUGCCCAUGAUAGAGUCCACGACUGAAGAUGAAAGCUCUGAUACUCCAUCUCUGAGCGAUUCACCAUCAUCACUAGACGUCGACAAUAGAAAGAAUACAAAUCACCCUGACCCUACGGAGAGUUACGCCGACUAUGUCCUUCGCCUGGCUGCAGAUACGGUGACGGAGAAAGAAUUGCAAGAACAGGCCAUGGCCGCCUACAUCAAUGAAAGGCCACAUGAACCGGUUGAUCAUUUCGCAAUAUCCCACGACGAUGAUGAAGAUGGACCCUUACCUGUGCCUAUGUUUCACGGUGAGAAGGGUGUCGAUGUCAGAACUUUCCGCCGCUCUUCCGCAGCGGAACUUGACCUCGAAAUGGCCAACAUGCGUAAGCAUCAUGAACAGCUUGAACAAGCGAAACGCGACCUGAAAGCAGACACUGCUGGCCAAAGUCGGUUCAGUGCAGCAGCUUUGGCCACCCGACAUGCCAUGGAAGCAAAGGGCGUCAAAAAGGCCAAAAAGCCACGACCAGAGGAAGAUUCCGAACUCGCAAAAAUGCGAGCAGCUGCCUCACCUCCAAUGCUGGGAUCAGAUCUUGUCUUCCCUUACACAAUAUCACCCAAAAUGACUCGUUGUGAUCCUGAUCAGAUCCCGAGACCGCGAAAUGCAGAUAGCGACGAUGAAGUUUCAAGCCCGCAGUCUCCUCAUCUGUGGAAAACGGAUUCUCGACCUGAAAACAAUGCGGGCGUAGGUCUGUGGAUGGGUUUAUGUCAGGCGUCGCAAAGUCGACCUGCACAACCUCAAACUGGAUUGUUAAGUGGUCUCCAGACUCCUGCUCCACAAACGCCAGCAGUGGAGAGAAAUAAUCCGUUCGAGGUGUCUCUUGCCAUAAGAGGAAGUCAGACACCCGGCCGAGGGAACCAGACUCCUGGUCGGAGGAAGCAAUUAGCAUUCCUACCAUUGACUCCUCCUCGCAGCCAGGAUGGAGAUGAUGUGUUUACUAGCACCAUCGACCGAAAAUUGCACCUGGAGAAGCAAAUCGAAGAUGAAUUCCCCGCUCGAGUCAUUACCCAGAUCUACAACUAUUUGAGCCUUGGAUAUCCUAGUCUUGCGCAUAUGUUUGACGAGGAAUUAAGCAAGAUCAGUCGGAUACCAAUCGACGAGCUCCGGCGGGACGAUUACAAUGUUGACGCCAAAGGUUAUGUUGGUGCGCCUGAAGGCGACGGAGCAGACGAAAGUGAAGUUGUCGGCAAGUGUAAAAGAUGGGAAGCCUUGAGACUCUAUGUCCGAGAAUGGGCUCGUCAAAGUCCCAACUUUGCUGAUGCGCGGGCUGGUCCUGUUGGUGCAAAGGAGGACUGGGGUGCAAGAGCCAGAAAAGGCAGCUGGGGACAUUAG
Molecule: messenger RNA, 2304 nt
Organism: Exophiala bonariae
Lineage: Eukaryota; Fungi; Ascomycota; Eurotiomycetes; Chaetothyriales; Herpotrichiellaceae
Exons: 1
Coding region: 1-2304 (767 amino acids)
Source: RefSeq, a predicted model, not a curated record